CUUUCGCUGGAACCAAAAAACCCAGCUGGAGACCCGACGCCCCCUCUUCCGACCUCGUCUCUCCGCCUCGAGUUCGAGCGGAGCCGGUCUCUAGGUCGACGUCCGCCUCCUUCGCCUCCUCUCUCCGCCUCGAGGUCGUUCGUCGUCGAACGUUGUUCGCCGCCUCGAGCUCGGAUCUGGUUCUCGAGCUCGAACGCCCGCUUCGCCGCCGCCGUUCUCGGGCUCGGUCGCCGCCGCCAUCACCUCCGCGGCCUCCUCCGCUGCACCGCCUCCCAACCCAGGAUGAAUUUUGCUUCGGAAACUCAAAAUGGGGAAGAGUACUCUCAAGAUGGUGAGAGGGCAAAAAAGGCUAGGUGUGACUAUGUAGUAUGGUCAGAGCAAGAGAAUAGAGAGCUACUAAGGCUUUUAGUGGAGGAGGUGAAGAAUGGCAACAAGAUGGAUAAUGGCAACUUCAAGAAAUAUACCAUCACACAAAAUGUGUUGCCAUUCAUGAAUGCUAAAUUUGGAAGAACUUUUAAAUUUGAUCAUGUCAAGAAUAAGAUCAAAAGCUGGAAGAGAAAGAUUGAACCAAUUGAAUUACUAUUGAGGAACAAUUCCGGGUUUGGUUGGGACCCAAUAUCUCAAAGAAUUACUUGCUCUGUUGAGGUGUGGGAAAAUUACAAACAGGCUCAUCCUAAUACACCAAUGCUUAAAGAUAAGUUGUUUGAAAAUUUUGAGGAUAUGCAGAUGGUUGUGGGUAGCCACUCAGCUAGUGGGAGAGCAGCUGGAGGCUUAGGUUGUGAGGGUGUAGAGAGUGCGCCAUUACAUAAUGCAUUAGGUGAGGGUAUAUUGGAUGAUGACAUUGGACUUGAUGCUAUGGGUGAAGCAGAACCUACCCAACCACCAGUAGAUCCUCCACCACCUCCCCCUUAUAGCACGCCAGGUCCUACCACUCCCGUGGCUGAAUCUGUUCCAUCAACCUCUAGCACUAGCAGAAAUGUUCGUAGAGCACCUCCCCGCACCACCACCUCUGCAUUGUCUCAACCCGCCGUGCAAGAAAUGGCGAGUGGAAUUACAAUUAUAAGUAAGGCUUUACAAGAGUUAGUCACAGAGGUGAGGUUGUUGCGAAGCCGCAACCAACCGUGGGUCGAGGGAGUGGCUUCAAUUCCAGAAUUUACCGAUGAAGAACGAUUGACUGUCCUUAGUCAAAAUAUUUCCCAAGACGUGAAGGAUAUGUUUGUGAAGAUGAAUGAUGAUCAAAGGAGAAGGUUUAUGAUUUGGCGUCUGACUGGAGUAUUUCCAAAUGACGACAAUUAUGCUUAUUAAUGACUAUUAUGUUAUAAGCUUUUGGGAACAUAGAUGUUGUUAGUUCUAUGCUUUUGGGAACAUAGAUGUUAAGCACAUACAUGUUGUUACUUGUAUGCUUUUGGACUUAUAUGCUGUUGGACUUAUAUGUUGUUACAUGUUGUUAGUUAUAUGCUGUUGGAACAUAGAUGCUUUUGGACUUAUGUGCUUUUGGGAACAUAGAUGUUAAGCACAUACAUGUUGUUACUUGUAUGCUUUUGGACUUAUAUGCUGUUGGACUUAUAUGUUGUUACAUGUUGUUAGUUAUAUGCUGUUGGAACAUAGAUGCUUUUGGACUUAUAUGCUUUUGGGAACA
Asparagus officinalis (garden asparagus) is the source of this 1639-nucleotide messenger RNA. RefSeq lists its product as uncharacterized. The transcript is spliced from 3 exons. NCBI's taxonomy places the organism in Eukaryota, Viridiplantae, Streptophyta, Magnoliopsida, Asparagales, Asparagaceae. The record is from RefSeq and is a predicted model, not a curated record. The coding region runs from base 283 to 1305 and encodes 340 amino acids.